AUGUACCCAGGCUACUGUUUGCUCGAGCGAACGCUGACUCCUUCACACAGAGCAAAGUCACCACCUUCGGCGAAACGUUUCUCUUCCGCGUCACCUACCGGCCCUUCGUAUAAUGCGACCACCUCUCCGCUGCUGUCGGCCCUCGGUGCCACCACCAAAUCUGCGGCUCAAUACACGAACGAGUGGACCAAGUCCUUACCCUUCUUUGCGAACCAAGCUUCCCCGAGUAACGGCGGCAUACCGAUACACGGCUCGCCGCCGCAGUUCCACAAUUCACCGAAUGUCCGCGGAGGCGUAUACGGGCAAGCUGCCGCAUCCCCUUCGCCUCCCGUCGUGGGUAUGAAUCCUCGCAGUACCCCAGACCAUUAUACUAGCUUCGGCGGACGCCUGCGUGAGUCGCCUCAAGAGUCUCCAGCAAGAGACCCAAGGAAUCGCCGGGCGUCUAUGUUUUCGCAUCAUGGAGGUCGACCAACUUCCCAGCAAUUUGCUGCGAACCCUCCAUUACCGCAUCAGCCCCAAACACACUACUACAAUCUGCCCGACUUCGACCUCGGACUAAACAAUGCCACUCCCGAAGGCAUCGCUGCGGGCGAAGAGGGAUACUUCUGUGGCUUUGACACGCUUGGUAUGGCGGCGGAUGAAGCGGCUCGAACCGCCGAGAACGUUCUCCUAGUAGGGUAUCAAGGCGGUCUUGACGUGUUCAGGGUGGAGAAAGGUAAGAUGGAUGUGUUGGGCCGGUUGGAAGGUUUAAGAGGCGGCGUGGUAGGGGCAAAGAUUCUUCCAUGGACCUCCCGAAGAGAUCCCUUGUCUGCCGUACGACCUCUAAUAGUUCUCACCAUCCAUGGACCUGUCUUGGGUGACAACAGAAGUAGCAGUGGAAGCGAUGUACCUUCUGUCAUUGACGAUGGCUCUUCUGACUCUCCUAGUCGCCCUGGUUCUCCUCAUGGUAAAGAUGCAACCUCCAGGAUUACCAGUUACCAAACGACGGUAGAAGUGUACUCUCUCAAAGAGAAGUGCAAGAUUGCCGUGCUCUACCAGAGUCCGUUCGUCUCGGUCACGUCACCCUUCGAUAGCCCGAUUUUCCAGCCACCGCCCCCCGUUGGCGACUUCUCGGUCGAUGCAAAAGGCAAAUUCGUGACCGUAUCCUCCGGUGCUAGUGGUGAAGUCUUCGUUUUUGCCCCCUAUUCGACGCUAAGUGAAGACUACCAAGAAUCCUUUAGGUGCAUAGGGAAGGUUUGGACCACUGUCCAGCCUCGAGAGCGCGUAAACCAUUCCAGUGCGUCCAGCGCCGCUGAUGGCAGCCAUGAAGAUAUUCCUCCGGAGAUAUAUGGCGUACCCGUCGUUUCGCUAUCGGAACGAUGGCUCGUUUUCACUCCUCCCGCAUCAACUGCGCACUUCCCUGUUAAUGGCGUGCCUUCGACAUCAGCCCAAUACGAACGCCCUCCCGGAUUGGCGCAUCACACUGUCCCACCACAACCUUCUGUGAACUGUGCUGUGGAUGCACCCGAGGUAGCCAGUCUCAUCAACCGCCUGACAAAGGAAGGUACACAGGUUGCAAUAAAGGGUGCAAGAUGGGCCGCCGAAAAGGGUUUCCAGGCGUACAAGAACUACAUGAAUAAGGGGACUCAACCAAACGGAGCUAAUGUAUAUGGAGCGGAUCCUCCGCAGCAGUACUUUCCGCCAACCCACGGCCAUAACCAAGCUCCAAGACAGGAAGCUACCGUCAUCUCGGUUGUCGAUCUCCAAAGACUCCAUGACGCCGAAGAAAAUAAGAGCAAGAUGGCACUGAACCCUAUCGCCACUUUUCCUGCGACGCUGGGCUGCAGCCACCUUUCUUUUUCGCCAGGCGGUCUGAUGCUAAUGACCAUCAACAAGAAAGGUGAUGUCUACGAAGUAUGGGAUCUUAAACGCUUGAACUUUCGACGAGCGCGUAAAACGACCAGGGAGCAAGCCACCGGUCAACACGUACGCCAAGUUGCGCGCUUCAGUCGGAUGACUGUCUCGAAUGUGGUGGACGUGGUUUGGUCUGCACCAAGAAUCGACAAAGUGGCAGUCAUUACUGACAAGGGAACUGUGCACAUGUUCCUUAUGCCUGCGUCGGCGUUCCAAUGGCCGCCUCCCAGGCGCACACGCAAACCGAAUGACCCUACUGCACCAAAUGAUGAAGCGAUUGAAGCUGGCCGUGGUAGUACUGUCAACUCUGCCAUGCAAGCAUUCAACGGCACAGCUAAGCCCUUCCUCGAUGCGAUCCGACCUGGCAGCAAUAGCAACGGUUCCCGUUUUACGUUCAAAACCCUCGGCAUGACACCGGCUGCUGGAGCCAAAUCCGGAAAAGCGGUAGCUGCGGGAGUAGGCAAGCAAAUUAAUACCAUCCGUCAUGCUGGCGACAAUAAGCUGGCAUUACCUUCUUCUUCUAGCGGCGUCAAGGCUCAUUCUGUAAGAUGGCUUACUGGAAAAGGGCGGGGACACAUUGCUCUGGUCGCAGGUGGAGUGUUGCAGAUCCAUCGGGUGCAAAUGCGACCUGCAACUGGAAAAGGCAAAUCGGCAAACGAGAAUUCAGUUUCGAAGAAGAAAAUCUCCGAGUUUGGUCUCCUUCCCAUCCGCGACUCGGUACUCGCGCCUUCAAUCACUGCUCAGCUGUAUGCCCAAUCAGACGAGCCUGAACACCUUCAAGAUAUCCAUGGUGAAUGGAUCCCGCGGGCGCUGCCUGCUCGGAAAGGAAGGGCUGGUUCCACCACCAAGCAUUUCGGUUUAACGCCUGCUCCUCUCAGCUUUUCAGAGAUCGAAACGAAUCCACCAUAUCAACCAUUCUACACUGAUCGCCGGGUGACACGCUUCAUUUUCACCCAAUUACCUGCGGAUGCACAAGUGAGCAGUAGCGAGUACCAAACACCAGAGCUCGUGUCAAACCUACAUCAUGAGAACGACGAGACGCCGUGGCUUUUCGGUGAAGACAUCGAGGCGAUCCGCGUCUCGUCUCCUGUCACUCAGCACUUUGACUCGGGUGAUGAAGAUGCGAUUGCCGGCGUUACAGCACGAAUCGAGAACAAGCUCAUUCGACGCGACGGCGAAGACGAGAUUGAGCAAGUCAUUGUCACUACCAGGCGUAGGCGAACUAGACGCGAUGGCGCCGAAGAGGAAGAGGAAGGGUUUUUUGAAGAUGAUUGCGAGGUCCUGGACUUUGCUGAGGACAGGGUUUGA
This is a messenger RNA of Didymosphaeria variabile, 3201 nucleotides long. RefSeq lists its product as uncharacterized. The transcript has 2 exons. The record is from RefSeq and is a predicted model, not a curated record. Gene Ontology annotation, biological process: autophagy; response to starvation. Gene Ontology annotation, cellular component: cytoplasm. The coding region runs from base 1 to 3201 and encodes 1066 amino acids. NCBI's taxonomy places the organism in Eukaryota, Fungi, Ascomycota, Dothideomycetes, Pleosporales, Didymosphaeriaceae.